Messenger RNA from Aspergillus candidus, 505 nucleotides. RefSeq lists its product as uncharacterized. NCBI's taxonomy places the organism in Eukaryota, Fungi, Ascomycota, Eurotiomycetes, Eurotiales, Aspergillaceae. The record is from RefSeq and is a predicted model, not a curated record. The coding region runs from base 149 to 421 and encodes 90 amino acids. The transcript has a single exon.
AAGCGUUGGUCAUAAAAAAAACAAAAGGAAAAAGGGAAAAAAAACUGGCAGAAAAGAAGAAGGGAAACGCAACAGCAAAUUGCUGAUUGGUUUGGAAUCAAAAAGGGAAAAUGCUCAUCAUUGGAGCGGAGUGGCCUAGGAAUCAAAAAUGGGCAUUUGCAUGAUCUGGUUUUGUUUCCAACGCGUUGCAGUGCACGAACGGUGUUUCAUCGAUAUUUACCCAUCCCUGUUGAUUGAUCUUUGUUUUCAUGCUUAUGCUCAAUUCUCGUUCGUCUUCUCUCAUCUCUCAUCUCAUCAUUGUUUCGGGAGUCGUGGGAUAUCUCGGGCAAUGCUUGUAUUUGUACAUUUCCUUUUUCUCUCUCUUUCUUUCCUUUUUGUCUCCCCCUGUUGUUAUGUGAGUUCUUCCUUGUGUUUAGUAUAGUAUCGACCUACGUUUUCCGGAUAUGGACUGGAUGAGCGGAUGGUGUUGGGAAUGAAUCAAUCAAUUUAGUUCCUUUCCUUUUUA